Messenger RNA from Pistacia vera, 2712 nucleotides. Its product is annotated as bromodomain-containing protein DDB_G0270170-like. The coding region runs from base 326 to 2536 and encodes 736 amino acids. The record is from RefSeq and is a predicted model, not a curated record. The transcript is spliced from 12 exons. Lineage: Eukaryota; Viridiplantae; Streptophyta; Magnoliopsida; Sapindales; Anacardiaceae. Gene Ontology annotation, molecular function: protein binding.
UGUGUUGUGCUUUCAAAAUAUUUUCUUUUUUAAUAGUUUUCUUUUCCCAAUUGAUGAUAGAGAUUGCAGUACUUGUAAAACAGGAAGCAAAUAAGAAGAACAAUUGUGAUUUGUGAGGGGGUUAAUUUAUUUUCCUUGUCUGCAAAAUCUCAUAUCUCUUGUAAAGAAGAAAGCAAAUCAAUUGCAAGCUGUAUCUCUUAAAGUGCAUUCUAAAUUCCACUCCUUUGCCGGUUACAUUCCGCAAAAUUCUACCUUUUUAUAAGGCUAAACAACCACCUGAUGACUUCCCAUAUAUCUGAUUUCUUAUCUUCUUCAGUUUUCAACAAUGUCUUCCAGAAGAAAAGUACAAAUGUCGAUGUGGAAAGAAGGGGAUAGGAGAACUAGUCCUCGAAUAUCUGGUUUGAAUGCGUGCAAGGUUGAGCAAAUGAAGCGCGUGAAAGUUGGAGUUGGAGUUAGAGUUGGUCCUUGUACAAAUGCUCGCUUAAAUGGACCAGCCUCUCGAACAAGAGCCAGGAAAAAGAGAAAACUCAGACCCCUUGAAGAUGUGGCUGCUACUUGUGUUUCACCCAUUGCUCAACUGUCUCAAGAUCCCGAAUCAAAUGGCAUGGACGAGGAUAAAAAGCAAGACCACAAAGACCAUCCGAAUAAUAAUGAUAAACCACUUCUGCUGUGUGAUAGAGGCAAUCAAGCUGCUUACCCUGAUGAACCAUCAGGUGGCCCAUCUGCCCCAUGGAUGCCAGAAAAACGCAUACUUGAGCUUAUCCUUGACAUACUACAAAGGAGAGACACCCAUGAAAUAUUUGCUGAACCAGUUGACCCUGAAGAGGUGGAGGAUUAUUAUGAAAUCAUCAAAGAACCUAUGGAUUUUGGCACCAUGAGGGCUAAACUUCAUGAAGGAUUGUAUACAAGUCUUGAACAAUUUGAGCAUGAUGUAUUUCUGAUAUCUGGGAAUGCUAUGCAUUUUAAUUCCUCAACCACCAUUUAUUUCAGACAGGCUCGUGCAAUACAUGAACUGAGUAAAAAAGUUUUUCAUGCUCUUAAAACCGACCCAAAGAAUUUUGAAUCGGAGUUCUCAGAAACGAGACGAAGAACUGUUAGAAGGCUACAAAGUGAAGCUAGGAGUCCAAUUUAUAGCUCAAGUCACAAGCAUACUACAAAUUUGAGAACCAAUAGCACAGCUGUUAAUGAUUCAUCAAAAGUUGUUUCUAAUUCAUUGAGUGGUUCAUCAAAUCUCAAGAGAAGUAGUCGAGGAAACACAUGGUGCUCUAGUGCUGCAACUCCUUUUAGUGAAAGAGAUCCUGAAAUGCUUCCUGGUGCUAAAGAUGGUCGAAGAACUAGUUUUUCUGAUGCAGAUCGGCGUUCUACAUAUAAUACCUGUGCACCCUUCCUGAAUGAGUAUGAUUCAGUUGUGUCAACAAUACAUGAUAAUUCAAAGGCUCUAAAGCAUGUGAGUCAGCAGGAUAUUGGUUAUAGAGAAAGCUUAAUGCUGUUUGUUAGAGAUUUAGGACCAACAGCCCAAAUGAUUGCCGAAAGAAAGUUACAUGGAUUAUCCACUGCCAGUUUUCAGAUAUCAAAUUCAAACUGUUGGUUCCAGACUCCAAAAUGUCAAACUCCUGCUGCAUUUGCCUCGGCCCAACAGAGACCUACUGCUUUGGACACUACCUUCAGUUCUUCGAUUUCUCAAAAUCUAUCUGACCACCAUCAAGGAUAUCGAACUUUUCCUGGAAACAGCAGUCACAGGACUGACCUGUGUGAUAUUGAUAAACGAGGGAAAGCUUAUACUGGCGACAGAUUGGGUACAGAUUCCCCUUCCUUAGAGGUCAAACCCAACAAUGACGGGAGGAAAAUUCCAAGUGCCUUCGGAAGGAUCAUUUGCACCAGCAGUGCAAUAAAUGCCAUAGGUGUUUUAGGGAGUGACAAAGCUCAUAAGGGUGAAAAUAAUGGGAUUAACUUGAACUUAAAUUCCUCCAUGGCUGCUAGAGAGUUGAAUUUCUCAGUUAGAGGGUUAAAAGACGCAGGCGAAAAAUCAACAAUGAUAUCAGACAAGAACAAGUUGGAUAAUCAAGCAUGGUCAUUGGAUUCAAACAUGGAGUAUUCUCCGUCAGACAUGUUUAAAUUCAACUUGCUAAAUAAUGCUAGUUCAUCAUCACUGUCGGGGCCUCUACAAACCACGAGUAUGUCAACUUCUUGUCAAACAAAGGCAUCCCUAAGCAAUCUAGGUUCACAAUGUUUGAGAGGUGAUGUUGGAGCCAUUGCUUCACGAGGUCAAAGCCACAACGAACUGGGUUCAUCAGGGACUAGCCAAGCCAUAGAAUCAAGCCAACCGUUGCCUCUUGUUUCCCAGUUUACUUUUGAUCUACCAUAUUUGAAAACAAGAUUGGAUCAGAUAAAUACCUCCUCAAGGCAAGAUAGAUUGUUGCAGCAAUGCUCAGGUACUGGGGGGUCCAUUCUGGAAAAAAUGAGUUAUCAAAGAGUUGAUAAUCAUCACCAAUCCUCGUUGGAUCCUAAGCAUACUGAUCUGGUUCUUCAGCUGUAAGAUAUUUAUAUAAAUUCCAAAUCUUUAAAGAAAAAGUAGCAUAUUGAUGUUAAAAAAAAGAUCUCUUUUGACAUUUUCACUACUGGGGCUUAAUCUCCCGAUCUUAUUUUAAUCAAGAGUGGAUAAAAGAGAAAGGUGACAGGAUUAAGAUGAGUAACGCUUCACGUCUAAACAAA